Messenger RNA from Staurois parvus, 379 nucleotides. Lineage: Eukaryota; Metazoa; Chordata; Amphibia; Anura; Ranidae. The record is from the annotation of a GenBank genome assembly.
GGGAGACCGGAUAUGGUGAAUGCAGGGUCCGGGGAGACCGGAUAUAGUGAAUGCAGGGUCCGGGGAGACCGGAUAUGGUGAAUGCAGGGUCCGGGGAGACCGGAUAUAGUGAAUGCAGGGUCCGGGGAGACCGGAUAUAGUGAAUGCAGGGUCCGGGGAGACCAGAUAUAGUGAAUGCAGGGUCCGGGGAGAGCGAACAUAGUGAAUGCAGGGGUCCGGGGAGACCAGAUAUAGUGAAUGCAGGGUCUGGGGAGAGCGGAUAUAGUGAAUACAGGGUCCAGGGAGACCAGAUAUAGUGAAUGCAGGGUCCGGGGAGACCAGAUAUAGUGAAUGCAGGGUCCGGGGAGAGCAGGUAUAGUGAAUGCAGGGUCCGGGGAGA